Messenger RNA from Microdochium trichocladiopsis, 2112 nucleotides. RefSeq names its product chaperonin Cpn60/TCP-1 family. The record is from RefSeq and is a predicted model, not a curated record. The transcript is spliced from 4 exons. NCBI's taxonomy places the organism in Eukaryota, Fungi, Ascomycota, Sordariomycetes, Xylariales, Microdochiaceae. Gene Ontology annotation, cellular component: cytosol; chaperonin-containing T-complex. Bases 224 to 1813 code for a protein of 529 amino acids. Gene Ontology annotation, molecular function: ATP-dependent protein folding chaperone; ATP hydrolysis activity; ATP binding. Gene Ontology annotation, biological process: protein folding.
GGACAACGCCGGAGGGGAGGUCCAGUCAGGGUCCCCACCAUGCACUAGCAGCCGCCCGCGUUAAUCACACCUCCUGUAGAGGGGCACCCAGAACAAUAGCAGUGCUGCUUGCUGCGAUAGCCCGCCGCCAGACCUCCCUGUCCCACGACGAAGCACAACGACGAGCGACGCCAGGCUCCAGAAGACAUCCGAUCAACGAAGAGACACUGCAUCGUUGCCCAUCAUGUCCUUCAACCCGACCCAGAUCUUCGAGGAGGGAACCACGGAGGAGAAGGGUGAGAAUGCCCGUCUCGCCGCUUUCAUCGGUGCCAUUGCUGUUGGCGAUCUCGUCAAGAGUACCCUCGGCCCCAAGGGAAUGGACAAGAUCCUCCAGUCUGCAUCUACGGCUGAGAUUAUGGUGACCAACGACGGUGCUACCAUUCUCAAAUCGAUCGCUCUCGACAACGCCGCCGCCAAGGUUCUCGUCAACAUUUCCAAGGUUCAGGACGACGAGGUCGGAGAUGGCACCACUUCCGUCACGGUUCUCGCUGCUGAGCUGCUUCGCGAGGCCGAGAAGCUUGUCAAUCUCAAGAUCCACCCCCAGACUAUCAUCGAAGGUUACCGGAUAGCGAGCCGUGCGGCCCUGGACGCGCUUGAACAGUCCGCUGUCGACCACAGCAAGGACCCCGAAGCUUUCAAGAAGGACCUUCUUGCCAUCGCGCGGACAACCCUUAGCUCCAAGGUCUUGUCGCAAGACCGUGACCUCUUCUCGAAGCUUGCCGUCGAGGCCGUACUGCGCCUCAAGGGUUCUUCCGAUCUCAGCCACAUUCAGAUUAUCAAGAAGGCCGGAGGCAAGCUGAGCGACUCCUACCUCGACGAGGGCUUCAUCCUCGACAAGAAGAUUGGUGUCAACCAGCCCAAGCGACUUGAGAAGGCCAAGAUUCUUGUUGCAAACACAUCGAUGGACACAGACAAGAUCAAGAUCUUUGGUGCUCGCGUCAAGGUUGGCUCCACGAGCAAGCUCGCUGAGCUUGAGAGGGCCGAGAAGGACAAGAUGAAGGCCAAGGUUGAAAAGAUCAAGGCCCACGGUAUCAACUGCUUCAUCAACAGGCAACUCAUCUACAACUGGCCUGAGCAGCUGUUCACCGAUGCUGGCAUCAUGUCUAUCGAGCACGCCGACUUCGAUGGCAUCGAGCGCCUGGCGCUGGUUACUGGCGGCGAGAUCGCCUCCACUUUCGACCAUCCCGACCAGGUCAAGCUCGGUCACUGCGACGUCAUCGAGGAGGUCAUUAUCGGAGAGGACACGCUCAUCAAGUUUUCCGGCGUUGCAGCUGGCCAAGCUUGCACCGUUGUCCUCCGUGGUGCUACGGAUCAGCUCCUCGACGAGGCUGAGCGCUCGCUGCACGAUGCGCUUGCCGUUCUCUCUCAAACCGUCAAGGAGCCUAGAACGACACUGGGAGGUGGCUGUGCUGAGAUGGUCAUGGCCAAGGCCGUCGAGGCUGCCGCUACCCGUGUCGAGGGCAAGAAGCAGAUUGCUGUCUCCUCGUUUGCCGCUGCUCUUCGUCAGCUGCCAACCAUUCUUGCCGACAAUGCCGGCCUCGAUUCCAGCGAGCUUGUCGCCAGGCUUCGCAAGGCCAUUUACGACGGCUUGUCCACAUAUGGUCUCGACCUCAUGACCCCAGGUGGUGGCAUUAUCGACAUGCGUGAUAUGGGUGUAAUCGAGAGCUACAAGCUCAAGAAGGCAGUCGUCUCGUCUGCAAGCGAAGCCGCAGAGCUCCUGCUUAGAGUCGACGACAUUAUCCGCGCUGCGCCCCGGAGGAGAGAGAGACAUUAGAAGUGACGAGCACAAAAGGUGGAAUUCGAUUGAAGGUCUGGCAUUUACUACCAUGAUACCAUAGAAUAGCCAUAUCUAAAUCGAGAUGGUCGAGAAGCACGCACGAACGCCUCCGAUACUGUGACAUUUGCUCUCGAAAUCUUCUUUUGUCAGAGCUUCGCAAUGCUCAAAGAUCGAUUUAAUUUCACAUCGAGCCACCAUUGUUUGCUCCACGCAAGUCAUGGUAGCCCACCCCGGACUUCCUGUUGAGAAGUGGAAAUACAAGGGAACGCCGCAUCCGAUAUUUGUCAAGUCCCCAC